GCGGGUCGCGCCGGAGGGGGGCGGAGGCGGAAGUGGCGGUGCCGGGCCCGGGGAGUAGGAAGGAGCCGGGGCUGUAGCCGGAGUGGAGCGGCUGCCAGCCGAGGAGCAGGCGCGGCCGCGGCGCCAUAUUGCGGCCCUCAGCGGCCGCGACCGAGUCAUGGCUGAGACCUACGACUUCCUCUUCAAAUUCCUGGUGAUUGGCAGUGCAGGAACUGGCAAAUCAUGUCUACUUCAUCAGUUCAUUGAGAAUAAGUUCAAACAGGACUCCAACCACACAAUCGGCGUGGAGUUUGGAUCCCGGGUGGUCAACGUGGGUGGGAAGACUGUGAAGCUACAGAUUUGGGACACGGCUGGCCAGGAGCGGUUUCGGUCAGUGACGCGGAGUUAUUACCGAGGGGCGGCUGGAGCCCUGCUGGUGUACGACAUCACCAGCCGGGAGACGUACAACUCACUGGCUGCCUGGCUGACGGAUGCCCGCACCCUGGCCAGCCCCAACAUCGUGGUCAUCCUCUGUGGCAACAAGAAGGACCUGGACCCUGAGCGGGAGGUCACUUUCCUGGAGGCCUCCCGCUUUGCCCAGGAGAAUGAGCUGAUGUUCCUGGAGACCAGCGCUCUCACAGGCGAGAACGUGGAGGAGGCGUUCCUCAAGUGUGCCCGCACUAUCCUCAACAAGAUUGACUCAGGCGAGCUAGACCCAGAGAGGAUGGGCUCCGGCAUUCAGUACGGGGAUGCGUCCCUCCGCCAGCUUCGGCAGCCUCGGAGCGCCCAGGCCGUGGCCCCUCAGCCUUGUGGCUGCUGAGCCCUGUGGAGCCAGCUCACCCGUUCUCCAGGACCAGCCCUGCCCUUCCAGCUGGGGCCCAGGCCCAGGCUCCGAGAGGCCGUGUCCUAACCUGCCCUGGCCCCGGAGAAGCUGCGUUGCCACCUGUCCCCCUUCCCUGGCCUGGUGGGGCCUGGCUUUGGGGCAAGACUGAGCCACGGGGGAAGGGGGAUCCCGUACCUGCUGCUGCUUCCUGUCUUGGCUAACGUCUGUCCCCCUGAACCCCUAACCAUACCCCAAGAGCUCCCAAAGCCUGAGACCAGGGUCAUUUGUCCCCAACUCCCCACCUGGUCCUGCUGUUGCUAGUACCUGUUAUUUAUUACCUGGAGGCCUGUCCAGCACCCACCCUACCCCCAUAAAGCAUUGUUUACA
Molecule: messenger RNA, 1189 nt
Organism: Pongo pygmaeus (Bornean orangutan)
Lineage: Eukaryota; Metazoa; Chordata; Mammalia; Primates; Hominidae
Gene: RAB4B
Product: RAB4B, member RAS oncogene family
Exons: 8
Coding region: 158-799 (213 amino acids)
Biological process (GO): Rab protein signal transduction
Molecular function (GO): GTPase activity; GTP binding
Source: RefSeq, a predicted model, not a curated record